AUGGGUCAGUCAGGUUUUAUGUGUGUUGCUCAACAUGUCAUGAAAAGAGUCAAAGUUACUGUUGCUGCAUUUGGUGAUAAAAAGUUCCAGUACCAGAACCUGAACCGUAUUGACGAGGCUGUAAGGGAUGUUUCUAUGGCAUAUGGGCUAGCUGCAGUUCAAGAAUUCAUUGCAA
Messenger RNA from Paramuricea clavata, 175 nucleotides. The record is from the annotation of a GenBank genome assembly. NCBI's taxonomy places the organism in Eukaryota, Metazoa, Cnidaria, Anthozoa, Malacalcyonacea, Plexauridae.